Messenger RNA from Myotis davidii, 2873 nucleotides. RefSeq names its product protein kinase D3 (gene PRKD3). Gene Ontology annotation, biological process: protein phosphorylation. The transcript is spliced from 15 exons. NCBI's taxonomy places the organism in Eukaryota, Metazoa, Chordata, Mammalia, Chiroptera, Vespertilionidae. Gene Ontology annotation, molecular function: ATP binding; protein serine/threonine kinase activity. The record is from RefSeq and is a predicted model, not a curated record. The annotation marks the transcript as partial.
CCUUCACCUAUUCCUGCGGUGCUUCCGACUCCUUCUUCAUGUUCAAGUCCAAAGACAGGACUUUCUGCCCGGCUCUCUAAUGGAAGCUUCAGUGCACCGUCACUCACCAACUCCAGAGGCUCAGUGCAUACAAUUUCAUUUCUACUGCAAAUUGGCCUCACACGGGAGAGUGUUACCAUCGAAGCUCAGGAACUAUCUUUAUCUGCUGUCAAGGAUCUUGUGUGCUCCAUUGUUUAUCAAAAGUUUCCAGAGUGUGGAUUCUUUGGCAUGUAUGACAAAAUUCUUCUCUUUCGCCAUGACCUGAACUCAGAAAAUAUUUUGCAGCUGAUUACCUCAGCAGAUGAAAUACAUGAAGGAGACCUAGUAGAAGUUGUUCUUUCAGCUUUGGCCACAGUAGAAGACUUCCAGAUUCGUCCACAUACUCUCUAUGUACAUUCUUACAAAGCUCCUACUUUUUGUGAUUAUUGUGGCGAGAUGCUCUGGGGACUGGUACGUCAGGGUCUGAAAUGUGAAGGCUGUGGAUUAAAUUAUCAUAAACGUUGUGCCUUCAAGAUUCCAAAUAACUGUAGUGGAGUUAGAAAGAGGCGCCUGUCAAAUGUGUCUCUGCCAGGACCUGGCCUCUCAGUCCCAAGACCUCUACAGACCGAGUAUGUUGCCCUUCCAGCUGAAGAGUCACAUGUUCACCAAGAACCAAGUAAGAGAAUUCCUUCUUGGAGUGGUCGCCCAAUCUGGAUGGAAAAGAUGGUAAUGUGCAGAGUAAAAGUUCCGCACACAUUUGCUGUUCACUCUUAUACCCGUCCCACAAUAUGUCAGUAUUGCAAGCGGUUACUGAAAGGCCUCUUUCGCCAAGGAAUGCAAUGUAAAGAUUGCAAAUUCAACUGCCAUAAACGCUGUGCGUCAAAAGUGCCAAGAGACUGCCUUGGAGAGGUUACCUUCAAUGGAGAACCUUCCAGUCUGGGAACAGAGUCAGAUAUACCAAUGGAUAUUGACAGUAGUGACAUGAACAGUGAUGGUAGUAGGGGUUUGGAUGACAUGGAAGAACCAUCUCCCCCAGAAGAUAAAAUGUUCUUCCUCGAUCCAUCUGAUCUCGAUGUGGAAAGAGAUGAAGAAGCUGUGAAAACAAUCAGCCCAUCAACAAGCAGUAAUAUUCCGCUAAUGAGGGUCGUACAAUCCAUCAAGCACACAAAGAGGAAGAGCAGCACGAUGGUGAAGGAAGGAUGGAUGGUCCAUUACACCAGCAGGGACGCCUUGAGAAAGAGGCAUUAUUGGAGACUUGACAGCAAAUGUCUAACAUUGUUUCAAAAUGAAUCUGGAUCAAAGUAUUAUAAGGAAAUUCCACUUUCAGAAAUUCUACGCAUAUCUUCGCCACAAGAUUUCACAAACAUUUCACAAGGCAGCAACCCACACUGUUUUGAAAUCAUCACUGAUACUAUGGUAUACUUUGUUGGUGAGAACAAUGGGGACAGCUCCCACAAUCCUGUUCUUGCUGCCACUGGAAUUGGACUUGAUGUAGCACAGAGCUGGGAAAAAGCAAUUCGCCAGGCUCUCAUGCCUGUUACCCCUCAAGCCAGUAUUUGCACUUCUCCCGGACAAGGGAAAGAUCACAAAGAUUUGUCUACUAGUAUCUCCGUAUCUAAUUGUCAGAUCCAGGAAAAUGUGGACAUCAGUACUGUUUACCAGAUCUUUGCAGAUGAGGUGCUUGGUUCAGGCCAGUUUGGCAUCGUUUAUGGAGGAAAACAUAGGAAGACUGGAAGGGAUGUGGCUAUUAAGGUAAUUGAUAAGAUGAGAUUUCCCACAAAACAGGAAAGUCAACUCCGUAAUGAAGUGGCUAUUUUACAGAAUUUGCACCAUCCUGGGAUUGUAAACCUGGAAUGCAUGUUUGAAACCCCAGAACGAGUUUUUGUAGUCAUGGAAAAGCUGCAUGGAGAUAUGUUGGAAAUGAUUCUAUCCAGUGAGAAAAGUCGACUUCCAGAACGAAUUACUAAAUUCAUGGUGACACAGAUACUUGUUGCUUUGAGGAAUCUACAUUUUAAAAAUAUUGUGCACUGUGAUUUAAAGCCUGAAAAUGUGCUACUCGCAUCAGCAGAGCCGUUUCCUCAGGUGAGAUAUUCUCCAAACCUUCUUAAGUAUCAUUUUAAAUAUCUUUCAACAUGAUAAAGUACCUACAUAACAAAAAGCCAUGCUGUAGGUUCAAGUAUAUAACCAUUUUACAGCCAGUAAGGAUUAAUACCUGAAGAGUUUGAAUUCAGAUUUUACUAAUUAUAUUGUUUAUUUUUAUGAAAGACUUUCUAAACUUAACCAGAUCUCAAGGAAUACCUUCUGCACGUAGACUGUUUGCAGUUCACCUCUCUCUUUGGGUUGGGGUUGGGAAUAAAGUGGGGGAGAAUCAACCUUGGUUGGUGCUCGUUGCUGAGCACAAAACAAACUGAGGGGUAACCCUGAAUUGGGAGAUACUAGAUUUUGAUUAUCUAGUUGGCAGGAAGCCAAUUCUUCUUGCUCUUUAAAAUAUUAUAUUGCAAUCAUUUUCACCAAAACCUAUAUAAGAAUUGCAUUUCCCAUCACCACCAGUACUCAAGCACAUAUAAUACCAUGUGUGCCCUGUGUGUGAUGCACUGGUUUCAUUUUUUACUCAGUUAAAUUUCAUUUAAUUAAAAAAUGUUGAUCUUGAUCCAAAUUUAUUUCAUCACCUAAAAAUGAAUCAUAACCCAAAGUUUGAAAAAGUUUUCCUGAGGAAGUAUGUUGGCAGUACCUUUGAAUGGUUUUCAUGAUUGUGUCAUUCAUUGAUGAACCUUCCAAACAGCUAGAAUAUCUGUUGUUUAUAUACUAUUGUCUAUAUACAUUUAAAACAUGUACAGCUAGACAAAUGCCUAGAA